Molecule: messenger RNA, 1629 nt
Organism: Diorhabda sublineata
Lineage: Eukaryota; Metazoa; Arthropoda; Insecta; Coleoptera; Chrysomelidae
Gene: Sclp
Product: leucine-rich repeat-containing protein 40
Exons: 3
Coding region: 986-1525 (179 amino acids)
Molecular function (GO): protein binding
Source: RefSeq, a predicted model, not a curated record
AAUUUUGACAGCCGCUUCCGUGAUCUACAAGUAAUUGAACUCUUCAUUUAAAAUAUAAAUAAUCCAGAUCGAAAUCCACUAACAGUAUUAUCAUUUUUCUCAAAUCUAUCAACAGUAAAUUAACAGAAUAAAUUUGUAACUGUUCCAUACCAUCGAUAUUAAUUACUACAUUAUUUUUUUUGUUGUCAAUCUGUUGAAAUAAUUUUGUAUUUUUAUAUAUGAUAGUAGAGAGUUAGUUUCUAGAUAUUCAUUGGCUUUAUAGCAAAUAACUUAAAUAAACAAAGAUCGAUCCAUCUAUUUAACUAAAAGUACAUAUUAUCAAAUAAUUUCUUUAACAUUAAACCGAUAAAAUUAAGGGAAAAACUUCCUUGUUAAUUGCAGCGUGACGUUAUCCAAUUCGCUGAUCAACAAAAAUUAAAAAAAACAUCUGUUAACGUGAUACUUUUAUUGUUAAAGUAUCUAUUUUCACAAUUUCUCCAACAGAUAGAUCCACUUUCUUUUUUGUUACUGUGAAUUUCCGUUCCCUUUUUAAUUGUGUAUCUGAUAAUUACUUCGUUUGUCUAUGAUUAAAAGGAUUCCGGCGUUCCAUUAUUUGAGUUAAAAACCGCAUAUUACGUUUAAUUUUUUAGAUAAAAAACUAUUUUUUACGUUAUCUUAACUAACUUAAUUUAAGAUAGGUAUUUAAGAAGUAGUAGUAGUUAUGUUUUGAAUAUUUCAAUAAUUUAUCCCGAUUUCAACAAUUAUAACCUAACUUAAGAAUAAAAUUAUACACGCAGAAAAAUUUCUGAUUAGAACGUGUGAAAAUAUUUUGUUUUUUAUUAUUAUUGAUUAUUUUCAUUAUGCUUCACCACUGCUCGACAUAGUACACAGCUUGUUUGAAUAAAUUUAGAAGUCGCUGUCGUAUGUAGACUGUGGCGAUUCUAUAGAUCAAAGUUUUUACGUAACAACCUUCAGUUGACUAUUAAUAGUUGUUUUACAAAACAAAAUGGCUUCCGCUGUAACAAGAGUGAUUCAUAAAUGCGAAGAGGCUACUAAUAAUCAAAAUUUAGAUUUAUCUGAUUGUCAGUUAAUGCAAGUACCAGAUGCAGUUUACCAUUUAAUGAGGCAUACUGAGUUGAAAUCCUGUGAUCUCAGCGAUAAUGUUAUCACUAAAAUACCACCCAAAUUUGCAACAAAGUUCAAUCUUAUCACAGAUCUUAAUUUGUCGCACAAUCAAGUUUCAAAAUUACCUGAUGAAUGCGUCGGGUUAGGAGAAUUGGAGAGAAUAGACAUUUCUUAUAAUACUUUUAUAGAACUGCCCAGUUGUAUCUUUAAAAUACCAAAGUUAAGGCACAUUAAUGCUAGUAAUAAUAGUAUAGUUGAUUUGGACGUAGAUUGUUUGAAAGAAGCUCCUUCAUUAGAAUCAAUAGAUCUCACAAACAACCCAUUGGCGCCUAGAAUAUACGAUCAAUUGUCAAGAGUAUCCCAUUUACAAAUUGUGUUAUCCCCACGCGAAAAAGAGGAUUGGGAGGAUCUCACUAUUUAAUUUUUCAAUAUCUUGUGAUUUGGUGCUAUAGACUGAAAAGUCCAAAAGAAAAACAAUAAGUUUGGUUAAUGCUUGGCGUAGGGUCGUUUAUUAAUAAAAAGAAA